Lotus japonicus is the source of this 1096-nucleotide messenger RNA. RefSeq names its product L-ascorbate peroxidase 3-like. Gene Ontology annotation, biological process: response to reactive oxygen species; cellular response to oxidative stress; hydrogen peroxide catabolic process. Gene Ontology annotation, molecular function: peroxidase activity; heme binding. Lineage: Eukaryota; Viridiplantae; Streptophyta; Magnoliopsida; Fabales; Fabaceae. The record is from RefSeq and is a predicted model, not a curated record. The transcript is spliced from 9 exons. The coding region runs from base 155 to 994 and encodes 279 amino acids.
UCCUUUACUUGCAUGCCAGCAUCAGCAUCUUUCUACAUUGUGUUCUGUUCUCCCUCACUUUAUAUACCCCUUCAAACACAAAAGCCUCUACGCACUUCCUUCUGCCACAUCUUCCAAAUCAAAGCAUUCCACCUGCAAAAAAUUAGCUUUGACCAUGCUGAAACCUUUAGUUGAUCCUGAAUAUCUCAAGGAGAUUGAGAAGGCUCGUAGGGACCUUCGCGCUCUUAUCUUCAACAAAAAAUGUGCUCCUAUCAUGCUUCGAUUAGCCUGGCACAGUGCUGGUACCUACGAUGUUAAAACCAAAACAGGAGGCCCCUAUGGCUCUAUCAGGAAUGAACAAGAGUUGAAUCAUGCUGCAAAUAUGGGGUUGAAAAUAGCAGUUGACUUAUGUGAGGAAGUGAAGGCUAAACAUCCAAAAAUUUCCUAUGCGGAUCUUUACCAGCUUGCUGGUGUUGUUGCAGUAGAAGUCACUGGGGGUCCAACAAUUGACUUUACUCCUGGUAGAAAGGACUCAUUGGAAUCUCCACCAGAAGGGCGCCUUCCGGAUGCCAAACAAGGUGCAUCUCAUUUAAGGGAGGUUUUCUAUCGCAUGGGUCUAAAUGACAGAGACAUUGUGGCUCUAUCUGGUGGUCACACUUUGGGUAAGGCACAUAAAGAGCGCUCUGGCUUUGAAGGUCAAUGGACAAGAGAGCCUUUGAAGUUUGAUAACUCCUAUUUUGUGGAGUUACUGAAGGCGGAUUCAAAAGACUUAUUGAAACUCCCCUCUGACAAAGCUCUUGUUGAAGAUCCUGCAUUCCGUGUGUAUGUUGAACUAUAUGCGAAGGAUGAGGAUGCAUUUUUCAGAGAUUAUGCAAGUUCACACAAGAAACUCUCAGAGCUAGGUUUCAUCCCCAAUAAUGGUUCCAUUUUGGUCAAGGGAGCUAUUGGAUUCGCCAUUGCCUCAACUGUGGUGAUCAUUGGUUACUUACUUGAGCUCAGCAGAAAAACCAACUGAGUAGAUUAUUGUUAUUGUAAUAAUAAUAAUGUUCAAGUCCCCAAAAUUGGACUCUUUGCUUAUUUUAUUCUUUCAGGGAAAUAAAGUGAUUAUGUCGUAUAA